Molecule: messenger RNA, 3009 nt
Organism: Loa loa (African eye worm)
Lineage: Eukaryota; Metazoa; Nematoda; Chromadorea; Rhabditida; Onchocercidae
Product: importin-beta domain-containing protein
Exons: 20
Coding region: 1-3009 (1002 amino acids)
Biological process (GO): ribosomal small subunit export from nucleus; ribosomal large subunit export from nucleus; protein export from nucleus
Cellular component (GO): nucleus; cytoplasm
Molecular function (GO): nuclear export signal receptor activity; small GTPase binding
Source: RefSeq, a predicted model, not a curated record
AUGACAAUGAUGACCGUUGCGGCUUUACAAAAAGCCGGUGAAGUAUUGCUAUCAUCCGAGAAAAUUGAAAUACCACUUCUUGAUCAGGUUGUGAAUAUAAUGAAUCAGUCAACAGGUGAAACUCAGCAGCUUGCAUCAAAAAUUCUUACGGAACUGAAACAAAAGGACACAUCAUGGACACGUGUUGAUGGUAUUUUAGAGUACAGUCAAUUGAUGGAAACUAAAUAUUACGCGUUACAAAUACUUGAAUCAUUGAUUGAAACUCGUUGGAAAUCAUUACCACGUGAGCAAUGUGAAGGUAUAAAAUCGUUCAUCGUUGAACUAGUGAUAAAGAUCAGUAGUGAGGAAAUUGCAAGUCCGCAAAUCAAAACGUAUCUUCAGAAACUGAAUUUGGUUCUCGUCCAGAUUGUUAAACAAGAGUGGCCAAAACACUGGCCGACAUUUAUGGCCGAUAUCGUUGGUGCUAGCAAAGUAAACGACAAUCUCUGCUUGAAUAACAUGAUCAUUUUGCGCCUACUCAGUGAAGAAGUGUUUGAUUUUGAUGGUGAAAUGACUCAGGCAAAGGCUCAUCAUCUGAAGAAGACAUUUUGCAGCGAAUUUCAGGCUGUCUUCAAUUUGUGUUACACAGUCAUGGAAUCAUCCGAUAAUGCACCGUUAGUGGAUGCAACAUUACAUACCUUACAUCGCUUUAUGAGUUGGAUUCCUAUUGGAUAUAUUUUUGAGACAAACUUGAUUGAUUUGCUCACUAAAAAGUUUCUCGGAGUGGCAAUGUUUCGCUGUAUUACGGUGCAGUGUUUGACUGAAAUAGCAUCGCUGAGUGUUGCACAAAUGGAACAGCAAAAUGAACUUUAUGCAAAUCAAGUCAAAUCGCUGUUCAGAAACUCAAUGAUGCAGAUUAUGAAUACAAUCGAUCCAGGAGUUGAUCUCUCUGACGCUUAUCGACGCGGUACUGAUGCUGACCAAAAGUUUAUAGCCAAUUUGGCGCAAUUCUUGGGAACAUUUUUGAAAGAAAAUUCUCAGCUUGUUGAAGUCUUUGGUGACAAAACUGACGAAUUAGAUCUGAAAAGUGCGCACGAAAUGGCGUUGCAGUAUUUGUUGAAGAUAAGUAUGGUUGAUGAUGUCGAAGUGUUUAAAAUAUGUCUAGACUACUGGAACUGGCUUUGUGCGGAACUGUAUCGAGAAUUCCCGUUCCAAAUUGAUCGUCCAAUAAUAAGUGCGUUUCCAAUGUUUGUCGGACAGCAAGAACCUCCUCGACGUUUGCUUUACAAUAAUGUUUUAUCCGAGUUACGACUAGUAAUGAUAUCGAGGAUGGCAAAACCAGAAGAAGUUCUUGUUGUUGAAAAUGAUCAAGGCGAAGUGGUGCGCGAACUUAUCAAAGAUACGGAUUCAAUUACUCUCUACAAAACCAUGAGGGAAACGUUGGUUUACCUGACUCACCUUGACUACAAGGACACAGAAAUGAAAAUGACUGAGAAGUUGCAGAAUCAGGUUAAUGGCAAAGAAUGGUCGUGGAAGAAUCUGAAUACGCUUUGCUGGGCAAUCGGUUCAAUCAGUGGCGCGAUGAUGGAAGAGGAUGAAAAGCGAUUCCUAGUUGGAGUAAUCAGAGAUUUACUCGGAUUGUGUGAACAGAAACGUGGUAAGGAUAACAAAUCGGUGAUCGCAUCGAAUAUAAUGUAUGUCGUCGGACAGUAUCCACGUUUCCUUCGAGCACAUUGGAAAUUCUUGAAGACUGUUAUUAACAAGCUUUUCGAAUUUAUGCACGAAACACAUGAGGGAGUGCAGGAUAUGGCUUGCGAUACGUUUAUUAAAGUAGCUCAUAAAUGCAAACGUCAUUUUGUGCUGACCCAAGCGGGUGAAACAGGUCCAUUUAUUGAUGAGAUUUUGAGCGGACUGAAUUCAAUAAUUUGUGACUUAUCUCCACAACAAGUUCACGUGUUUUACGAAGCUGUUGGUUGUCUCAUAUCGGCACAAACUGAUCCGGCAAUUCGUGAAAGUCUUAUUGAACGCUUGAUGCAGCUACCAAAUUCGAUUUGGGAAGAAAUUAUUUCGCAUGCCAGUCAGGAUAUUAAUGUAAUGAAAGAACAGGAAGUUGUCAAGAAUAUUGUUAAUAUCUUGAAAACAAACGUUGCUGCUUGUCGUUCGAUUGGAGAGCCUUUCAUUUGUCAGCUUUCGAAAAUUUAUCUGGAUAUGUUAAAUGUUUACAAAGUUACUUCGGAAAAUAUCAGUGGUUUGGUAGCACAAUCAGGUGAAGAGAUUCUCAAGCAGCCUCUACUGAAACAGAUGAGAGCUGUUAAACGUGAAAUACUAACACUUAUUUCAACAUGGAUCAGUAAAACAUUGGAUGCAAAUAAAAUUUCGUUCCUCCGUUGUUUGAUGCGGUUCUCUUUUGAUUAUCAACGUAAUUGUUCAGCAGCUCGUGAACCAAAAGUCCUUUCAUUAUUGUCUAUUAUCGUUUCACAACUGCAAUCGGCAGCUAAUCAAGAAGUUAUGCGUAUACUAGAUGCUGUCUUUACUUGUACUCUGGAGAUGAUCAAUCGCGAUAUGGAAGAAUAUCCGGAACAUCGCCUGAAUUUUUUCAGUCUUCUCCAAGCUUUAAAUCACGAAUGCUUCGAUGUGCUGAUAUCACUUCCCCCAGAACAUUUUCGCUUGAUUGUGGACGCGGUUGUUUGGGCUUUUAAGCAUACUAUGAGAAAUGUUGCAGAGAUCGGUUUGGAUAUUUUGAAAGACAUGCUUACACAGUUCGGCGUGCACAGAAAUAAAGAGCGGGCACAAACUUUCUACAAACACUUUUUCAUGGAAAUACUCGUCCAUGUGCUAACUGUUGUUACCGAUAGUAACCAGAUCAAAAUUCUCGGCUUAUCGUGCUAUGCGGACAUUUUGUGUACAUUGUUCUAUGCGGCCGAAGUAUCUAUUACUGAGCAACUGAAUCCACCUCAGUCAAACAUCGAUUAUAUUUACAUGCAUAUAAGCGAAACUUUUGCUCAAGCAUUCGACAAUCUGACGCCGUAA